AUGGUGUCAAAUGUAUACGUUGAUCCCUGUCAAAUGUCGUCCGUCCACGCAAACCACAAAGCGAUCGGCGGUUGCACACAUGGCAACAUCGUACUGGACCAACAGAGAUAAGAGAAGAUUUAGUCUGGAUUUCAUUUCAAAUCCCAGUGAGAAAGUGUUCCUUUCAACUGUAAGCUUUGACAGGUCUGUUGUGUCUGUUUGGUUUCAUUAAUGGAGCGACAACCUCAGGCUUGGCCCCUUCAACUUCCAAGAGCUUUGGAUACAAUAACACCCAUUUUGCAAUAAAUUUGGGAUUUCAGUUAGUUGUUAAAGUUGUUCCAUUCUUCAUUCAGGUUUAGAUGGCUUUGGUUCCAAUAUGCUACAGGAUACCAUACAAAGGGCAUAUUCAACCCAUACGUAAUGUAAUAGGCGGACCAAGUUCAUCUAAAGGACUAGAAAGCCGUCUAAGAUGCAGUUUAGCACAUAAUUCACAAGAACACAAUCGUGGGAUGGUUCCGUAUGCAUCAGAUGCUAGAACGAAUGAGAAGCAGCUGAGUUCUUUAGAUUCCUACUUUGAAAAACUCCAAAAUAGCACAACUUUGCCUUCAGAAAAUUCAAGCAAGACAACUGAGCCACUCGGUAGAAAAAAUGGUCAUUUGGGAUUGGAGGAGGAGUUGGAGUAUCUUGAUGCUUAUCUUGAAAAACUUAAUAAAGAUGCAAACCAGAUUGAAAAACCAGUUGAUCUUGCAACUGGAGACAAUAUAGUUCCAAAAUCAUCAUCUAUCAUUCAAAAAUCCAAAAAAGGUGCUGAAAGGAAACUGGUCAAGAGCUUUACAAAUACAACUGAUGAUAAUGGUCAAGAUAGCGAAAUCUCUGAUCUCUACCUAGUAAGCAUAUUGGGUUCUAUAAACAUUGCAGUUUUUCUGUUUGAGAUAGCAAGUCCAGUUAGGAAUUCUGACUUGGAGCUUUUUUCUCUUCCAUUGUUAUAUGGAGCAAAGAUGAAUGAUUUGAUCCUGGUCGGAGAGUGGUGGAGGCUAGUCACACCGAUGUUUCUGCAUGCUGGACUUAUUCAUAUAGCUAUUGGUUCUUGGGGACUUGUUACAUUUGGACCUAAGGUGUGCAGAGGCUAUGGUUCAUUCACAUUUUUCUUGAUAUAUAUACUUGGAGGAAUCUCUGGCAAUUUGAUUAGCUUUCUCCACACACCAGAACCAACUGUUGGUGGAACAGGACCAAUAUUUGCCAUGAUCGGAGCUUGGCUCAUUUAUGAGACCCAAAACAAAGAUAUAACUGCAAAGGAAGUCUCAGAGACUAUGUUCCAAAAGGCAAUAAUAACUACAGCUCUUACCUUCACAGUGAGCAGUUUUGGUCCAAUUGAUGACUGGACACAUUUUGGAGCUGCAUUGACAGGAAUAGCAUAUGGGUUUUUGACAUGCCCAAGUCUUCAACUGGACGAAGCAUCAUCAUCUUCAACAAGUGGACAAGAGGAAGGAAUCACACUUGUUAGACGUUAUGCUGAUCCCUGCAAAUCACUUUUUCUCUUCACAGUGUUUGUUCUUGUUCUGAGUUCUCUACUUCUCUUUUUUGAACCUCCACUCAACGCCUUAGCAUCAGACUCUUCUGUGUAGACGUGAAGGACUUGUAUAUGAAUCUAGGUAGAAUGAUACAAAUAUAUUAGUCUAUAUACAGUUUAUACCAUCGUUGUUUGUC
Rosa rugosa (rugosa rose) is the source of this 1686-nucleotide messenger RNA. Its product is annotated as RHOMBOID-like protein 9, chloroplastic. Gene Ontology annotation, molecular function: serine-type endopeptidase activity. The record is from RefSeq and is a predicted model, not a curated record. The transcript is spliced from 7 exons. Bases 339 to 1604 code for a protein of 421 amino acids. NCBI's taxonomy places the organism in Eukaryota, Viridiplantae, Streptophyta, Magnoliopsida, Rosales, Rosaceae. Gene Ontology annotation, cellular component: membrane.